This is a messenger RNA of Scylla paramamosain (green mud crab), 1271 nucleotides long. Its product is annotated as sorbitol dehydrogenase-like. NCBI's taxonomy places the organism in Eukaryota, Metazoa, Arthropoda, Malacostraca, Decapoda, Portunidae. Gene Ontology annotation, molecular function: L-iditol 2-dehydrogenase (NAD+) activity. The coding region runs from base 80 to 1123 and encodes 347 amino acids. Gene Ontology annotation, biological process: D-sorbitol catabolic process. The transcript has 8 exons. The record is from RefSeq and is a predicted model, not a curated record.
AGAUUACUCAUUAUCACAGCACCAGCGAGCGGCGGGCGACUGGUGUAGAGGAAAGCGUUACUAUCCCCUGAGACUCGACAUGGAGAACACAUACGUGGUGCUACACGGCCUGAAGGACCUCCGCCUGGAGACGAAGCCCAUCCCGCCUCUCGCUGACGAUGAUGUGCUCGUCCGCAUCAAGAAGGUGGGUCUGUGCGGGACUGACUUGUCGAUGGUGUACAAGGGUAGAACUGGCGACCUUCAGGUGCAGUACCCCACCGGUGUGGGUCACGAAGUCUCAGCGGUGGUCAGCCAAUGCGGCAAGAACGUCACGCAUGUAAAGACUGGUGACCGCGUGACCGUGGAGCCCGGCAGCUUCUGCCGCCAGUGUGACCUGUGCCUCGCCGGGAAGUACAACGUGUGUGCCAAGUCAAGCUUCCACUCAGACGUCGCCCUCUACCCAGGGUGCCUCGCUCGCUACUUCAAGUACAAGGCCCAUCUCAUACACAAGUUGCCGGACUCCGUCAGUGACGAGGAAGGAGCCAUAGUGGAGCCGCUGGCCGUCGCCGUGCACGCCUGCCGCCGCGCCGAAGUCUCUGCUGGGUGUAGCAUGCUGGUGACGGGUGCGGGGCCCAUCGGCCUGCUGUGCCUCGUCACCGCUAAGGCUUUUGGCGCUACCAACAUUCUGGUCACUGACAUCAAGGACAGCCGCCUGGCGAUGGCAAAGCGGAUGGGGGCGGACCACACCCUGCUGGUGACCUCCGGGGACGCCCAGAGCCAGGCCCAACAGGUGCAGCAAAUCAUGGGCUACCAGCCGGACAUCACCAUGGAGUGCAGCGGCACCAAGGAGGGGCUCUCUCUCGGCAUCUACGCAACAAAGUCCCGCGGGAAGUUGGUACAGGUGGGGCUCAGCGCCCCCGAGGUCACCGUUCCCCUGGUGCACGCCGGGGUGCGGGAGAUUGACAUCAUAGGCGUCUACCGCUAUCUUAACUGCUACCCCAUCGCCAUCAACCUGCUGGCCAAGAAGCUGGUGGACGUGAAGCCUCUCAUCACGCACCGUUUUAACUUUGAAGAGUUCCAGAAGGCUUUCGACAUGUUCUACUCAGCAGAGGACGGAGCCAUCAAGUGCAUGAUCUCGUGUUAGCGGGACUGCAACAACCACUAGCUACACAGCCCUACCCUUCAAAGUGCCAUUCUCUAUUGAAACAUUGCUAGUCUGUUUAUCAGUAAGGCCUUCGCUGGACAUUCUCGUCUGUUGUAUAUCAAGUGAGAAAUAAAAUUUUAAAGCACAA